CAGCGGCCGCCCCAGCCAUGCUGUGCUAUGUGACGAGGCCGGACGCGGUGCUGAUGGAGGUGGAGGUGGAGGCGAAAGCCAACGGCGAGGACUGCCUCAACCAGGUGUGCCGGCGAUUGGGAAUCAUAGAAGUGGACUAUUUUGGACUGCAGUUUACGGGUAGCAAAGGUGAAAGUUUAUGGCUAAAUCUGAGAAACCGGAUCUCCCAGCAGAUGGACGGGCUAGCCCCUUACCGACUCAAACUGAGAGUCAAGUUCUUUGUGGAGCCUCAUCUCAUCCUCCAGGAGCAGACUAGGCACAUCUUUUUCUUGCACAUCAAGGAAUCCCUCUUGGCGGGCCACCUCCAGUGUUCGCCAGAGCAGGCAGUGGAACUCAGCGCCCUCCUGGCCCAGAGCAAGUGUGGGGACUACAACCAGAACACCGCCAAGUACAACUACGAGGAGCUGUGUGCAAAGGAGCUGUCCAGCGCCACCCUGAACAGCAUCGUUGCAAAGCAUAAGGAGUUGGAGGGGACCAGCCAGGCUUCAGCCGAAUACCAAGUUUUGCAGACCGUGUCAGCAAUGGAAAACUACGGCGUCGAAUGGCAUUCCGUGAGGGACAGCGAAGGACAGAAGCUCCUCAUUGGGGUCGGACCAGAAGGAAUCUCCAUUUGUAAAGAAGACUUUAGUCCAAUUAACAGGAUAGCAUACCCCGUGGUGCAGAUGGCCACCCAGUCAGGGAAGAACGUGUACUUGACAGUCACCAAGGAGUCUGGGAACAGCAUCGUGCUCUUGUUUAAAAUGAUCAGCACCAGGGCAGCCAGCGGGCUCUACCGCGCCAUCACGGAGACGCACGCCUUCUACAGGUGCGACACCGUGACCAGCGCUGUCAUGAUGCAGUACAGCCGUGACUUGAAGGGCCACUUGGCAUCUCUGUUUCUGAAUGAAAACAUUAACCUUGGCAAGAAGUACGUCUUCGACAUCAGGAGGACGUCCAAGGAGGUGUACGACCAUGCCCGGAGGGCGCUGUACAACGCCGGCGUCCUGGACCUGGUCUCGCGGGGUGACCAGAGCCCACCGAGCUCGCCUCUGAAGUCCUCCGAGGGCACCAUGAACUGCAGCAGCUGUGAGGGCCUCAGCUGUCAGCAGACCAGGGCGCUGCAGGAGAAGCUCCGCAAGCUGAAGGAGGCCAUGCUGUGCAUGGUGUGCUGCGAGGAGGAGAUCAACUCCACCUUCUGCCCCUGCGGCCACACAGUGUGCUGCGAGAGCUGCGCCACUCAGCUGCAGGUGAGUGGGGGGUGAGCGCUGCACGUCCCAGCUGCAGGUGAGUGGGGGGUGAGCGCUGCACCUCCCAGCUGCAGGUGAGUGGGGGGUGUCCAGCCUGCCCUGACCUGGCAGGCCUGACCCUGGUCUGCAGUUAGAGAGUGGAGCCAGAUGGUGCAGCUGUAAAGCGUGACUGCGAGGCUGACCCACAUGGGAAGCUUCCAGGUUCAUACCCAGAGAUCUCCCUCGGUACAUGGGGCACACGUGUGACCUCGAUCUGGGCCGGCUGAGACUGGGAGCGGAUUGGGGCAUCCAGGCCCCGUUGGGGCUGUCUGUUUCUGUCUCUGCCUCAGAAGUAAGGCAACUUAAAAAGAACAGUUACUGAGUGCCUGCAAGACGGCAGAUGUACCCACCUCCCCACGGAUGGCAGGGAGGGGACCAAUUACAUUUUAAAGUCACCCGCUAUUUUCAACAAUAUAAGUAUGCUAAGUUACAGAGUUUUUCAACUUCUGGAGACAAGGCUCAGGGCUGUAAGAUAAUAACCUGUUUGGUAGCUGAGCCGGCUCAGGGCUCCCUCUCUCACUUUCUGUUGCUGCCUGUUUUCUGAACAUAGAAGGGGUUCGACAUAUUUGGGGUUUUAGAUUUUUGGGGUUAUAGGUAACUCACAGUUAUCCACAAGUGGGUUGUUUACUCUGCUGGUGAAUCUGUGGUUAAUUUCCUUGUAUUACCACAUAUGCCUCUAAGCUGUUACCUAUUAGAACAUCAAACUAAUUUUAAUAUUAACACAAAAAGUAAGCCAGAAGUGGCUCAGACAGAGCCUUUUUCAUUUUUUGCACCUUAUACAUCGCCCUACGAUAGCUUUUCCAGCUUGGUCCACUGUCUGGGUGGUAGUGGUAAAACUAGCCUGAUGUCCAGCAUCCAGUCCUCCGGAGCUGCUGGCUUCAGAGCUGUGGUUAGGGCUCGAGGCUGAGUCGGAGUGACAGCCAUGUCCUUCCUGCGUGUAGACUCUGCAGCGAAUGAGUUACUCGCCAGGAGCGGCUGUGGUUUCUUUUUCCGCACACAUGUUCUGACCCUCGUGCCCCAGUCCCUUUGGAUUAAUGGCCAGCCAGGAGUGGAGAGCCCUGCUCCCGGCCUGUCAGUAAGCCAGGGCCCGGUUUCUGAAGGGGUCUCUGUGUUACUGCCCGACGUGUCUUCAGUAUCUGCCUCGCUGGGGACUGCAGCCUCCAUGGUCACAGCACUCUCUGCACCUCGUCUAAAAUGCCUCCAAAAACUUAAUUUUAUUUAGUUUUAGUUUUUAUCUUUUAGCACCAGAGGGUACGUACACUUACCGAAGAGAGAGAGAGAGAGAACCCCUUCAAUGGGGCGUGGUCAUGCCGUAAUCCUGCCUCCACUUCUCCGUUCCGUCAGGAUCCUGGACACACACACACACACACACACACACACACACCCUUGGCAUUUUUUCAAGCCACAAGGACCAAUAUUCAAACCUUAGCCGGCCAUGUGGGAUCCGGCUCUCUAGCCAUGCCACUUCAUCGCUGCCCUCCAGGACUGGUGUUUCUUCAGUCUACAUUUUCAUUUUCGUAAUCCCUUUUAGCCCCUUGCAAAGUUUAAACUUUCAAACCCACUAGAAAGCAAAGACUCUUCCUAUUGAAAGCUUAGACAUCAUUGGGAUCACAUUGGAUUUUACAGAACUGGAUGCACUGGGUACCGAGACACGGGGUCCCGAGGGUUCUAACAGACACCAUUGGCUUCUCUUUUCUAGUCGUGUCCUGUCUGCAGGUCCCACGUGGAGCACGUGCAGCACGUCUACCUGCCCACCCACACCAGUCUCCUCAACCUGGCUGUCAUCUAAGCCAUCAGGAGUAGGUUGGACUUGCCAUGUGUCCAUGGGCUGCGCUGUUAGAAACCGUAGGAACAGUAGACUAUGGAGAAAGCGAGCCACUCCAACACCCAUCUGCCAUACGAUGUCAACAAAAGAAAGGAAGGAAAACAAGAGUACUGCCACUCCUCACUGCAAAAACACAUCCACGCACAGAUCCAGCGGUCCCAGGGCGGGCGCCAGGAGCACUCUGGUACACAGUCAUAUUCCUCGGACUUUUAUUUCUUGGUGGUCAAAGUCAACAAAUAGGGAAAAUCUUCUUCGAUGUCAGUUAAGUGGCAAACACAGCCAAAAAGUGGGUCCCUCUUAGGAAGCGAGGCUGAAAAUCUCCUUAAUGUAUCCCGAGGUAAGUUUCCUACCCACAGCAGAUUUUGUAAGAAUCGGUUUUCAGAAUUUACCUGGUUCUUUUUUGUAUGGUCACGGAGCUCUGAACAUUUUUAAUAGGAACUUUUUUUCUUAAGGAAAUAAUCGUCGUCUUAACGUCAUUUCUGUUUUUAUAACGUGUUCAAGAGCGAUUGGGAAGCCCACACAUUUGAAGAUCAACUCUGUGACUUUUGAAAAGUUGACAGCGACGUGCGACAGAAACCAGCCUGGCCCAGCGGAGUGCAGACCACCAGUGUGGUGGCCCCUGUUCCUUUUUCCGCCCAUCUCCUGCUCCCGACAUCUCUUGACUAUAGGAUGCUGUCAGAUUUGGUUGUCAGACCUACGUGGAGUUGUCAAGCAUGCCUUAGGCCUCUGGAGUUGGUGGGAUAUUCGGUUUGAAGAGUGAAAAGGGGGAGUGAUUUCCUGGGGAGGGGAAAGCACGGCUCGCUAAGAGACGGUGCCCCUUGGCCUCUAGACAAGAGUCAUUGUCACCGUCUCCUGCACACGCGACUCCAGCCUCACCCACUGGAGUGGCCAUGCCAACUCGGAAGCCUUUCUCAGCCUUACAGUGUCUAAACCUCACGUCCCCUCCCGUGUUUGUCUCUGGAGCUGGGAGCUGACGUGUGGGUGUGUGCAUUUUAAGUAACUGCUGACAUAUUAACUUUCGGUUUUCCCCUCUGCCUCAAAGGGGCGCUGGUUCCUCUUUUCAUUUCUGUAUCCUCAAACACGUUUUCCACUCCCACUGGGGCAUUUUGGAAGCUGGGCCGCUAGCGGGUUUUCUGGGAUGUUGGGAACCUCGGCGACCUUAUCGGGUGCAAUACUAGCUCAGUUGAGGCUAGAAACCUACACUGUCACUUUACUGAGAUCUCUGCGUAUACUUUUCAUAUUGCCUUAAUGUAGCAGUAAUGUGUUUAUGCAUUUGUUUCUUUGCACAGACAUUUUGUCAAAUAUUAAAACUCUACUUUUUUAUGCACAUAUUAGCAUAUAAGCCUUUAUUCAAGAGGUAUUUAUUUUUUCACUUGUAAAAAAAAAUAAUGUUUCCACAUAAAAGAACUCUGUUAUAUCCUAGAGGACUUCUGUCUUUUAUAUUCAGGAUAAUAAAGACUUUAAAGCAAA
Tupaia belangeri chinensis (Chinese tree shrew) is the source of this 4599-nucleotide messenger RNA. RefSeq names its product myosin regulatory light chain interacting protein (gene MYLIP). Bases 18 to 1280 code for a protein of 420 amino acids. Gene Ontology annotation, cellular component: cytoskeleton. The record is from RefSeq and is a predicted model, not a curated record. Gene Ontology annotation, molecular function: ubiquitin-protein transferase activity; cytoskeletal protein binding. NCBI's taxonomy places the organism in Eukaryota, Metazoa, Chordata, Mammalia, Scandentia, Tupaiidae. The transcript has 7 exons. Gene Ontology annotation, biological process: ubiquitin-dependent protein catabolic process.